Peromyscus eremicus (cactus mouse) is the source of this 1497-nucleotide messenger RNA. RefSeq lists its product as uncharacterized. Lineage: Eukaryota; Metazoa; Chordata; Mammalia; Rodentia; Cricetidae. The record is from RefSeq and is a predicted model, not a curated record. Gene Ontology annotation, molecular function: zinc ion binding; aspartic-type endopeptidase activity; nucleic acid binding. Gene Ontology annotation, biological process: virion assembly; proteolysis.
AUGGGGCAACAACUAACUAUCCCCCUAAGUUUGAAUUUAGAUAACUGGAGAGAUGUCCUUGCCCAGGCUCACAACGCCUCUCUGGAAGUCAAGAAAAAGAAAUGGAUUAUCUUCUGUUCCUCGGAAUGGCCAGCCUUUGAGGUCGGCUGGCCGGGGGACAGGACUUUUAACAUUGAUGUCAUUCCACAGGUGAAAGCUCGAGUCUUUGACCAAGGACAGCACGGACACCCAGAUCAAGUGCCUUACAUUUCAGUCUGGGAGAGUUUGGCCAGAGACCCACCUACCUGGGUGAAAUCCGCACACUCCCACUCCCCUUGUCCCUGCCACUGCAGCAGCUCCUCGGCCACCAUCUUCUCUGCACCAGGCGCCAGCUGCAGUGGGACUCACGCUCCCACAGGCGCUGCUCUCAGCCCGGCAGCCUUCCCCUUGACUCGCCCUGACUGGGACUUCAACACCCCUCGUGGUAGAGAACUCCAUCUCUAUCGCCAGAUUCUCCUUGUGGGUCUCAAAGGGGCAGGUAGAUGCCCCACCAAUUUGGCUAAGGUACGUGUUAUAGUACAAGGGUCAGAGGAAACUCCGGCAGGGUUUCUAGAGAGAUUAAUGGAGGGAUACCGCAUGUGUACUCCCUUCGACCCCCAGGCGCCUGACAGGCAGGCCGAGGUCAUAAUGUCCUUCAUUGGACAAUCGGCCCCUGACAUCCACGCUAAGCUACAGCGGCUGGAAGGGCUCCAGGGGUAUACCUUGCCAGAGCUAGUAAAAGAAGCUGAAAAGAUUUUCAACAAAAGAGAGACGCCGGAGGGGAGGAAGGAAAGGCUACGCAGAGAGCAGGAGCAAAGGGAGGAAAAACUGCGUAGGGAGCAAGAACAGAGAGAGGACUUAAGAGACAGAAAGAAAAAUAAAAAAUUGUCUAGAAUCCUGGCCACCGUAGUCUCAGGGACAGAGCAGAAUAAGCCUAGGCAGAAUAGGAACCUGGGAAACAAGAGGAGGCCGCCACUGGAACAGGACCAAUGUGCCUAUUGCAAAGAAAAGGGACACUGGGCCAAGGAAUGUCCAGUCCGUGUCCAGAAGACAAAAACAUGCAAGCCUAUCCCGGUACUGUCCUUGGAAGAAGAUUUGGUGAGUCAGGGCCAGGAGCCUCCCCCUGAGCCCCGGGUAACUCUUAAAGCGGGAGGCCAACCAGUGACGUUCCUGGUUGACACAGGGGCCCAACAUUCGGUCCUUACCCAGACCAAGGGGCCUGUGAGCUCCAAAACAUCAUGGGUCCAGGGGGUCACCGGGGGAAGACUAUAUAAAUGGACUUCAGAGAGAGAGGUCCACUUAUCCACGGGAAAAGUUACUCAUUCAUUCUUGCUGGUACCAGACUGUCCAUACCCACUGCUGGGAAGAGAUCUUCUCUCCAAGGUAGGAGCCCAAAUUCACUUCCAAGAAAAGGGAGUCUCCGUUAUAAACUCAAAGGGUCAGCCUCUCCAAGGUACUGACCCUGAGAUGGGAGGAUGA